CACAUACGUACCAUGUUUGUUUAGUCCGCGUGGUGUCCCGUUUGGUUGACGUUUUAAGCCACACACUGCAUGUUUUAAACGUGCUGCUUUUGAACACACCCCAGCAUGCUCUCUCAGCGGUAGAUUUGGAUUGGACAGACUUCUAGCUUGAGGAAAAUGGGAGACGACUUGGGUGACGAGUGGUGGACGCACGAGGGUGCGUCUGAGGCAGAGGAGGAGACACAACUAGAGAAGCAGCCAACAGAAAAACCAAACCCAAAGACAAAACCAGAGAAGAGGAAGAGUGUAACAGAGAAAACUGUUAAGGCCAAGAAGACGAAAAAGAAUGAACAGAAAGAGUGUAUUAUUCCUCAGAAGAAAGAGACUGAGGAUGAAAAGUCAACAAAACCCAAAAGAAAGAGAAAGAAGAAGACGAUUACAGAUGUCUUGUCCUCGUCGGAGCCAAAACCAGGCUGCCCGGCCGACCUGCAGAGCCUGGUUACACAGUACUUCUCAGACAAGCUCUCUGUGAUCGAGCAGGAGGAGCUCAAAUUGCUGGACUCCUCAUUUCUGUCCAGUAAUGACUUGACGCACACCCUCUCCUCAUAUCUGAAACAGGUUUGUCCCAAGUGGUCGAAAAUUCAAAAGCAGCACAAAGAAAAGAGUUCUGUGGUUCUGCUCAUCGUCUGUAGCUCCGCUCUCCGAACCAUUGAGCUCAUCAAGCAACUGACAGCCUUCAAGGGAGAAGCCAAAGCAUUAAAACUUUUUGCAAAACACAUAAAGAUAGAGGAGCAGGUGAAGCUGCUGCAAAAGGGCGUCACCCACAUCGGAGUGGGGACACCUGGCAGGAUCAGCGCUCUUAUAGAGAAAGAGGGUUUGGGCUUGCAGGCAUUGAGAUACGUGGUUCUGGACUGGAACUGGAGGGACCAGAAGCUCCGAAGGAUGUUGGAUGUUCCUGAGGUCAAACUGGACUUUAUGAAGCUGCUGGAGAGUGGUAUCCUGAAUGGUUGUAAGGAAGACAAAAUCAAAAUUGGACUAUUUUAACUGCACAUUGCUGUGUGCUGAUAAUCCACAUGACACCUUGAUGUUUAAAGCUACAUGAUGUUCCUCACUACAUGCUGAGGGGCCUCAUCCUGUUUGUUUUUCCUUUGUGUCAGUGGGAAAUCUGUGCUGUGCGUUUUUACUAUUUUCACAGGCCGUGUCAAAUGUAUGGUGUUGUUUGUUCGCUGUUGUCCAACGCGAUGUCCCAGUGUAAUGGAUUGAAUAAACCGACUCAGAAUGAAA
Molecule: messenger RNA, 1263 nt
Organism: Sander lucioperca (pikeperch)
Lineage: Eukaryota; Metazoa; Chordata; Actinopteri; Perciformes; Percidae
Gene: cmss1
Product: cms1 ribosomal small subunit homolog
Exons: 10
Coding region: 157-1023 (288 amino acids)
Cellular component (GO): 90S preribosome; nucleus
Source: RefSeq, a predicted model, not a curated record